Messenger RNA from Dromiciops gliroides (monito del monte), 2071 nucleotides. It is a transcript of the gene TKTL1, whose product is annotated as transketolase like 1. NCBI's taxonomy places the organism in Eukaryota, Metazoa, Chordata, Mammalia, Microbiotheria, Microbiotheriidae. The record is from RefSeq and is a predicted model, not a curated record. The transcript has 14 exons. Gene Ontology annotation, molecular function: thiamine pyrophosphate binding; transketolase activity. The coding region runs from base 102 to 1979 and encodes 625 amino acids.
CAUUUCCUCGAGGAGGCGGGACUUGGGGGGCGUGAAGAAAACGCGCCGCAAGAAGAAGGAGGCAUAAGUCGGUUCCUCCCGUUCUCUCGGCCGGCAGCAUCAUGGCUAGCCACCCCCAGCCCCAGGAGGAGACCCUCCAGGCUCUCCGAGACGUGGCCAAUCGCCUGAGGAUCCACUCCAUCCAGGCUACUUGUGCCUCCAAUUCUGGUCACCCCACAUCUUGCUGCAGUGCAGCCGAAAUCAUGUCUGUGCUCUUCUUCUACACGAUGAAAUAUAAACCAACAGAACCAGGAAAUCCAAGCAAUGACCGGUUUAUUCUGUCAAAGGGUCAUGCUGCUCCGAUCCUGUAUGCUGCCUGGGCUGAGGCUGGGGAUGUGAACCAAGCUGAUCUUUUGAACUUGAGGAAGAUUGACUGUGACCUAGAGGGCCACCCUACUCCGAGACUUUCAUUUGUUGAUGUGGCAACUGGUUCUCUUGGGCAGGGACUUGGUGCUGCCUGUGGAAUGGCUUAUACUGGAAAAUAUUUUGAUAAAGCCAGUUACCGGGUGUACUGCCUCAUGGGAGAUGGAGAGUCCUCAGAAGGCUCUGUCUGGGAAGCUUUGGCUUUUGCCUCUUACUACAAGCUGGACAACCUGGUGGCCAUCUUCGAUGUGAACCGUUUAGGACAAAGUGAAGCUGCUCCUUUGCAGCACUGCACAGAUAUCUAUCGGAAGCGCUGUGAAGCUUUUGGGUGGAACACCUAUGUUGUGGAUGGUCAUGCUGUGGAACAACUAUGUGAAGUCUUUUGGCAGGCAACUCAAGUGAAAGACCAGCCUACUGCUAUAGUUGCCAAGACCUUCAAAGGCCGUGGUAUUCCAAACAUUGAGGAUGCAGAAAACUGGCAUGGCAAGCCUAUGCCAAAGGACAAAGUAGAUUCCAUUAUCAAGACCAUUGAAAGCCAGAUACAGAGUAAUAAGAACCUGACUCCUCAGCCACCUGUAGAAGAUGCCCCUGAAAUCAAUAUCACAGAUGUGAAGAUGCCUUCUCUACCUGCCUACCAAAUUGGGGACAAGGUGGCCACCAGAAAAGCCUAUGGCGCUGCCCUGGCCAAACUAGGCCAUGCGAAUGAUCGAGUGAUUGCCUUAGAUGGUGAUACAAAGAACUCCACCUUUUCAGAGCUGUUUAAGAAGGAGCACCCAGAACGCUUCAUUGAGUGCUUUAUUGCUGAACAGAACAUGGUAAGCGUGGCAUUGGGCUGUGCCACCCGAAACCGGACAAUUGCCUUUGCCAGCACCUUUGCUGCCUUCUUUACCAGAGCUUUUGAUCAUAUCAGGAUGGGAGCCAUCUCUCAAACUAACAUCAACCUCAGUGGUUCCCACUGUGGGGUCUCCAUCGGUGAAGAUGGGCCCUCCCAGAUGGCUCUGGAGGAUCUAGCCAUGUUCAGAACUGUUCCCAAUUGCACAGUUUUCUAUCCAAGUGAUGCUGUUUCUACAGAAUAUGCUGUUCUUUUGGCUGCCAAUACCAAGGGAAUGUGCUUCAUCCGAACCAGCAGACCAGAUACUUCGGUUAUUUACUCUCCCUUUGAAAACUUUAAGAUUGGACAGGCUAAGGUGAUCUAUCAGAGUGCCGAUGACAAGGCCACAGUCAUUGGAGCUGGAGUUACACUCCAUGAGGCUUUAGCAGCUGCUGCGGAACUUUCUAAAGAAGGUAUUUCUAUCCGUGUAAUUGAUUUAUUCACCAUCAAACCGUUGGAUCGUGCCACAAUCCUUUCUAGUGCCCGAGUAACUGAGGGGCGUAUUAUCACAGUAGAGGAUCACUAUAAAGAAGGUGGCAUUGGGGAAGCUGUGUGUGCAGCUGUUUCUGGUAUGCCUGGCAUCAGCGUUCAUCAGUUAGCAGUGUCUGGGGUGCCUCGAAGUGGAAAACCUUCAGAGUUGCUUGAUAUGUUUGGCAUUAGUUCCAGAUAUAUUGUAGACGCUGUGAAAUCAAUCGUGGCCAGCUAAAAAAAAUCAGCAUUGUCACCUUUAGUUUCAGAAUUUGACAUCUUUGUGGAGUUUUUGAAGUCACAGUUUCAAAGGUGUAGAUUUUGUUCUUU